Ceratitis capitata (Mediterranean fruit fly) is the source of this 3077-nucleotide messenger RNA. It is a transcript of the gene Atg7, whose product is annotated as ubiquitin-like modifier-activating enzyme ATG7. The record is from RefSeq and is a predicted model, not a curated record. The coding region runs from base 355 to 2415 and encodes 686 amino acids. Gene Ontology annotation, molecular function: Atg12 activating enzyme activity; Atg8 activating enzyme activity. Gene Ontology annotation, biological process: cellular response to nitrogen starvation; protein modification by small protein conjugation; piecemeal microautophagy of the nucleus. The transcript is spliced from 10 exons. Gene Ontology annotation, cellular component: phagophore assembly site; cytoplasm. NCBI's taxonomy places the organism in Eukaryota, Metazoa, Arthropoda, Insecta, Diptera, Tephritidae.
GUCAGCUGGUGACUUUUUUUUUACUCCACUGUUUAUGUUAUUUGGAAUUUGUGAUUACAAUACAAUUUUUUUUCUUUUUUUUAUCUAUACAAUAUCGAUUUUGUUAUUAUAUUAUAUUUUGGCUGGAUUUUGCAUUGCACACUGUAGUAGAAUAAACAACAACGAAAAUACGCUUGCGUGCGCAAACACAAAGAACAAAGUUUUUGGUUGGUGAGAACUACACACAUAGGUACAUUGAUUAGCACUUUGAGAUAAAAUCACUUAGACGACGUCUGGAUAAGCGAGAGCAAAUAAGUUUAUCAGUUUAGUGUUAUCUAAAGUAAAAGUAAAAUUUAACUAAAAUAAGCAUAUACGAUGGCAAGCAACGUUGUUCUACAAUAUGCUCCAUUACAAUCCUUUGUAAAUCCAACCUUUUGGCAUAAAUUAUCUGAAAUCAAAUUAAAUCAUGAUCGUUUAUCGGAUGCGCCAAAACCUAUUUAUGGUUACUAUACCAAUUUCAACGCCAAGGCAUGCCUGCUGGAAACGGAUUAUUCCGCAUUUAAUAGCGACUUCACGGCGCCUAGACAUUACUAUCCCGCAAUCGGUACACUAUACAACAAAAAUACAAUCGAAGAUUUUAAGGCGUGUGAUAAAAAUGAUUUGUUACGUUCGGAAGGACUUAAGUUAUUGGAUGACUUUCGUAAUGACCGUGUUCUGGACGACCCAAAAUUAUUUGCGCGUUUUUUUGUGUUGUCUUUUGCGGAUCUUACAACAUACAAUUACUACUAUUGGUUUGCAUUCACUUGCCCCUUAUCGCCAACAUUAAAGGUACAAAAUGGCUCCUCACCCCAACCAUUGUCGGACAUUCCAGAAUUGGCGCAUCUAGAAAGUUUGAUUAAAAGUCUAGAGCAAAAACCUAAUUUCUGUGUAGUCAAGGCCACAGAGAAGAACACAAUUUUCGAAUUGAAAGAUAUACUAGCUGCGGAUACUACGCAACUAGCGAAUCAAAGUGCUGACAUAUAUUUUGCGUUCUCUGAUCCGAGUGAAUUUGAACAUCCAUCAUGGCUGAUGCGAGUUUAUGCAACGUAUAUUUUUUACAAAUGUCCUGCUUUAAUUGGUAAAGCCGUUAAAUUUUUAGGCUUACGUUUCGAUAACAAAACCGGUUAUGGCAAAAGUCUAAUUUGGACUGUAAUACAAGCGGACCCGGUGCAUUUCGAUGAUGAGACACAAUUCGUUGGUUGGGAGCCAAAUCGUAAUAAUAAAAUGGGUCCACGCAUGGUUUCUAUGCGCGAUAGUAUGGAUCCUACUAUUUUGGUGGAAAACGCGAUAAAUUUGAAUUUGAAAUUGAUGAAAUGGCGUUUAGUGCCCGAUUUAGAUUUAGAUGUUAUUGGCAAUACAAAAUGUCUACUGUUUGGCGCCGGCACUCUUGGUUGUAAUGUUGCACGCAAUUUGCUUGCUUGGGGCUUUAAACAUAUAACUUUUGUGGAUAGUGGUCGUGUUAGUUAUUCAAAUCCAUUGCGACAAACACUCUACACACACGCAGAUGCCAUUGCCGGCAAUGCAAUGAAGGCGGAAACGGCUGCGAAACGUGUGAAAGAAAUUAAUCCAACUGCGAUCUCUACCGGUCAUGUUAUGCAAAUUCCCAUGCCGGGCCACACCAUUGGUGCGUCGUUGGAAGAGCAAACCAAUGAGAAUUUGAAUACUAUUAGACGGUUAGUAGAGGAACAUGAUGCCAUAUUUUUAUUAACAGAUUCCAGGGAAAGCCGUUGGCUGCCAACAAUGUUGGGCAACGUUUUUCGGAAGAUUGUUAUAAACUCAGCUUUAGGCUUCGAUAGCUACUUAGUAAUGCGACAUGGCGCAGGCGCACAAUACAACGAACAAGCAGCUGGUGAUGCUCCACAAGCAAUAGAUAUCGGCGAUCUGAAGUGUAUAAGUGGCGCAAAUUUGGGUUGCUACUUUUGUAAUGAUGUCACAGCGCCAGGAAAUUCUCUCAAGGAUCGUACUUUGGAUCAACAAUGUACCGUCACCCGACCAGGCGUCUCCUGCAUUGCAGCAAGCUAUGCAGUUGAGCUGUUAGUCUCACUCCUACAACACCCACAACGCGAACAUGCGCCCGCCUAUUAUUGUGCAAGCGGACAACCGGAGAGCAAAGUACCAGAAGGUCUACUCGGCGUCAUACCGCACUCGAUACGUGGGCAGCUAUGUAAUUUUGAAAAUAUUUUGCCGGCAACACAGAAAUUCUCACAGUGUAUUGCCUGUUCGGAGAAAAUAAUCUCGGAAUAUCGCUCACAAGGAAAUGCAUUUUUAUUCAAGGCAUUCGAAACAGCCAAAUAUUUGGAAGACUUGACUGGAAUCUCUGAUUUCAAGGCACUGGAUAGCACGAUUAUCGACUUUGAUGACUCUGAUUUGGAAAUAUCUGACGGCGACGAUAUGUAAAAAAUUCCACCAAAGCAAUUGCUGUAACGAAUACUCGUAUUUUGCAUUGAGUUACUUGUCUUUAGCUUAAUUUUAUUAUUGUUGUGCGAAUACAUACAUAGAUAAAUAUGAAUAAUGCAAUUUAUAUAAUAUGAAUUUUUCUAUGAUGAAUUAACCAUUAAGAAUUUAAAUGUAUCCAGAAAAAAGGGUUAAUUUGUGAAUAUACCUACAUAUUGAUAUGUGCAUAUGUAUAUACAUUUGUAUUUGCCUAUUUUAGGUCCAUUUAAAUGCAUAUAAAAUUUAUAUAGAAAUUUAUGUAUUAAAGUGCAAAUAAUGAUUUUAUGAUAGGAGAUGUGCUAGAACAUUAUCCCUUGAAACAACCAAAAAGCAACAACAGCACUUUGAUAUGAAAAACGACCGUACGCACGAACCUAUUAGAACGAAGAUGAGAGGAGUAAGUGCACUGAUAUACCGACUUAGACUGAUCAAACAUGUAUCUAACGGGGGUAGCGAAACGCUAUAACAACAACAACCGACAACUACAAUGUAUGUACUAAGGCAAUUAUUAUGUAUCAAGAUAAAUGUCCGUAAACUAAAUCAUAUGAGUAAUGCCUAAAACCGUCAAUUUUAUAUAUAUGUAUGUAUAUGUAUGCUUGAAAAAAUUAAUAAAUGCAUAAGUAAUG